CUGUUGAUGAACACGAUGGUACCGAUACUUGCAGCCUUCAAGGAUUUGCACAGAGCCCGCAAGCAAGUUUUUGAUGGCGAUGCACAUGCUUUGGCAGAAACAAGAAAUAAGAUCAAUCAGGAAUUCCGUAAGAACCUCUCGGAGCAGGAUUCAAGUAAAAUAGAUGAGCUUUUGGUUCUUGCUGGAGAUGUUUCCAAACUUCUGAGGACCACGGUCGUGCAGUUACGUCAAAAAGAUGAUGACACUUAUGAGCUAAGAGUCACUAAAGAUACAGAGAUGCGAGAGAACACACUGUUUGAUGAAGCUGCGCAAAUACCUCCAAAGCCUCGCAGAAAAAAAUGCUCCGAUGCCCAGGACUCUUCAAAAACGUGAAUGAAAAGGAUUAUUAUUGGACUCCUGUUUUGUUUGUAGUGAGGAUAAUAUUUAUGAGUGAAUCUACAUUCUGUGAAUUUCACCUUUACGUUCUCAAAGGAAUUAAAUGAUUGUGGGAUAUGACGAUGCCAUAAGCUUAUUUGAAAUACAGUGGGAAAUUCAGAAGAUGAAUUUUGUGGCCGAAUUUACGUAGUUUUUUGUAAGAUUUUUUUACGCCCUUGAUCUGUGUAGCAGAUGGAAGAGAUGUCAUUUCUGUGUGUUAAUUACAUGUUAUGGGCACUGAGAAAACCGUUUAGAUAUUGUCAAAAGCAAUUUUGAGAUAUCGAUUGGAAGUGAACCUAAGGCUCUAUUUCUGUUGCAAAGAAAGUUUUGUGAAAUUUGGAAAGAUAAACCAUUUCUGGAUCUUCAUUUAAAGGGAUUUUUCAAGAAUAACCCUAAACCUUUUUUUUUACACAUUAUUUUGAUGACAUCAUCUUCAAAGCCUUUCUCACCCUACAUCAAAGUAUAGGCCACGAACGAACACUUUCCACCUUUUCCUGUCCUUUUCUAGCCUCUUUAUGUUUUUUCUUAAUAUGACAUACAACGGGGGAGGGAGGGUUUAUAAUUUGAAAAAUAAUUAUUCAUGUGGAGGAACAUUAACUUUUUUGGGCACCCACUAUUGUAUAGUAUCAAAUGAAAAAGAUCUUUCUCACCUUUCCUGAGAAAUCCAUUUGAUUGUGCCUGAAUAAUGCAACCUGAAACAGACGGAAGGACUGUGGGUAUUUUAUUUCAUUCCUUUUGAUUUGGGAAAAUUACAAACACCACUUUCUGAAAUGGGUUUCUUCAAAGCCUCUCACCUUUGUCAAGCAAGUUUUAGGGGGAGUUUUUGUACUGUUGUUGGGGGUGGCAUAAGGGUUGUUCAUUUGUCGGAGUGUGUCUUUUUACCUUGAUGUGUGUUUGAACUGAAUGCAGUGAAAGUGAAAGAAAGGGCAUGUUGCAAAACUCGCCAAUAGAAAUCGUAAGUGAGAAAAUAUUUAUUUUCUUUUUAUUUAUGUGCUUUUCAAUGUUCAGUCAUAUACAUUAGGUUUAUUUCGUUGGAUGAAUAGAGAGUGCAUGGAUGUGACACUCAGAAUGACUUGCAAUAAAAAUAAAAAUACUUGA
This is a messenger RNA of Aplysia californica (California sea hare), 1512 nucleotides long. RefSeq names its product complex III assembly factor LYRM7. The transcript has 5 exons. Bases 7 to 372 code for a protein of 121 amino acids. Lineage: Eukaryota; Metazoa; Mollusca; Gastropoda; Aplysiida; Aplysiidae. The record is from RefSeq and is a predicted model, not a curated record. Gene Ontology annotation, biological process: mitochondrial respiratory chain complex III assembly.